GGCGCUGACGCGGCCACCAGCGUGUCCGUGCGACGACGAGGGAAAGACGAGCUUCCGUAAACAACACAAGGCAGCUAUGGUGCUGGAAGUGAGUGCCGGGUGUCUCUGUUUGUUAAUCUCGUUUUCCACCUGUUGUUGUCCCACAAAGGAUGUUUACGAUGCCUCGCACUGAGCCCUCCAGCGCGGCCUCUCCCGGCACAACGAGCCCUCGCGUGGGGUCACGCGCCACAGCCGGCGGAGGAGACUGCGCACGUGUGAGCAGUGACCGCAGCGGCCCGGAGAGCCGAGAGAGGGCGCGGGUGCUGAAGGAGGUCGGGCUCACCAGCGCCUCGUUCAUUGGGCCCACGUUUCCGGCAGGGAAGGCCACAGCGAAGCCGCCGGACAUUGAAGACACGCUGAGCGAGUUUUACAGAGAGCUCGAGGGGAUCGACGCACCAGGCGACGCUAACUCAGGGAAACACGGGGGAGGUCUUGCUCCUCACCCAACACCCGUCCGCGAGCAGAGCCGCGGCGCAAGCCAGGAGAGAAACGUCAACGCGGGCGAAUCUGCGGAACCAGACGGGUUCCGGAACAGCAGCGGACAGAGGCGUCCGCCUUGGCCGCACUGGCAUCAAAAUGAGCCGUACUACCCCAGAAGGCCGAGGCCGGGCGUUGACCUGGCCCGUGGCAGACCUGCUCCUUCUCAAAACCACUGUUAUUAUCCCAGGCCACUGAAUAGACCAGCAAACCCAGCACCACACAGACCCCCGUUCCCACACUUGCCGCCGUCAACUGCUUUCCCGAAUCCACAAAACCCGCCGCCACACGCGAAUCCCAACUGGAGCAGGUCGGGCGCGGUCGACCAGUAUCAAGAGGAGGCGCGUUUCUCAGCAUUUCUUAACACCCCAUCUCCGGAUGUAUGCAGCCCCCCCACUCAGGGCUAUUACAAAGAGUAUCCACGUCACUUUGACAGGGACGAAUGGGGUUGCAGCCACGAUGUAUACUCAGAUAAUGAGAACACAGGAUGGUCUGGAGACAGAGAAGAAGAAUGGCCACAGUUUGAUGACGAUUACGACAGGCGCCAGAGAUUUGUUCCAGAAAACGAAGCCUGGGAGCAGCAGCGUCACUUCCGACGCCCCGAUAACACUCAUGCGCACCAUUCGUCCUUGGUGCUGAUCUUGAUGAGGGGACUGCCAGGAUCUGGGAAAUCGACGCUGGCCAGGGAGCUGCUGAGCACUGGUCCCAGUGGGCUAAUACUGAGCACAGAUGACUACUUUGCUCAGGAGAAUGACUACCGCUAUGACCCAGGCCUUCUUGGAGUGGCACACCACUGGAACCAGGGCAGAGCCAAAGAUGCUAUGCAUGAUCGUCGUUCUCCAAUUAUUAUCGAUAACACAAACACUCAAGCCUGGGAAAUGAAGCCAUAUGUCACAAUGGCCUUGGAGAGAGGAUACAGAGUGGACUUUUGUGAACCUGACACCGGCUGGAAGUUUGAUCCUUAUGAGCUUGAGAAGAGGAACAAGCACGGUGUUCCCCAUGAGAAGAUUGCACAGAUGCUGGAUCGCUUUGCAUUCCCCAUAUCCGUAGACAUUGUCAUGAGUUCACAAGAGCCACCUCACGUGAACCAGAGACAUCAACCGGAGCAGCUACAGGUGACGGGGAGAAGCCGAGACCUCUAUUAGUCUAACCAGCCAAAUAAUUUUGCUUGAAGAACAACAGCGUUCCUAGUUUUUCUUCAUGACUUUUGUAUAUAUAUUUUUGUAUCAUGUGAAUUUGUGUAAAGGGGAAACAAAUUUAUUUUCUCUAAAACGAUUUUUUCAUUAUUAAAUUGUCGUGUGUAAUGUUUUUUCUAGGACAAGUCAAAUCUGCAUUUUUUUUAACUAUUUGUAUUUAAUGAUAUUUCAGAUUUGUAUUUUGUAUGUUAUUUUUGCAAGAACACUGAAAACCAUAUGCCUUAUGCAAUUUUAAUCGAUUACCAGUUUCUUGUUAAAAAGAAUUUCAGCCACUUGUGAUUCCCUGAAAACUGCAGAGGAGAUUUAUGUCCUGGUAAACCACAAGUUUCAGAGUUAAUUCGUCGUCAUGGUUAUGUUUGUUUAACUAUGUUUGUUGACUCUCUCUUUGUUGUUUGGCAGCGAGGAACACAAAGUGUCAUUUUCAAUUAAAGUUUUCUCAGAAGUUA
Messenger RNA from Scophthalmus maximus (turbot), 2158 nucleotides. RefSeq names its product NEDD4 binding protein 2-like 2 (gene n4bp2l2). Bases 150 to 1661 code for a protein of 503 amino acids. Gene Ontology annotation, molecular function: transcription corepressor activity. The record is from RefSeq and is a predicted model, not a curated record. The transcript has 6 exons. Gene Ontology annotation, biological process: negative regulation of transcription by RNA polymerase II. Gene Ontology annotation, cellular component: nucleus. Lineage: Eukaryota; Metazoa; Chordata; Actinopteri; Pleuronectiformes; Scophthalmidae.